GACUUUAUGUGUUUCCAGGGCCCGAGUGGUUGUUGCUAAGCGUUGCUGUGUCAAAUUCUGACUCUGCCUCUGGUUGGGCGGGGGCCUCGUUGUCCUUAACUUCUGAGACCACCUCGGGGUUCUUGGAUAAACUUUCCCUUUGAUCAUGCGUGGAAGUGGGGGCUCUGGUGAGAGGAUGUCAGCUCUGCUCCCACAUCCUCAUUCCACUUGUUGGGAUUUCCCCUUAACGUCUUUCUGUCCUGUCUCAUUGGGACCAAAACGGCUCACUCUGGAAGUCAGAAGCCUUUUGGGAGCCUGUUGCAGUCAGCUGGCCUGGAUGGAGGCUGUGAGGAGUGACCGGGGAAUGGAAGUGAAGCAGGGCAAGGGGAGGAGAGAAGAGGAAUACUAGGACGUGGGAAGUGACUGGACAGGCGUGAGAAGUCGGAACGUACUGGCCUUUUGGACCAGGUGGUGGUGCGGUUUGUGGAGGAGGCUGACUGGGGAAACGUGUGUCACAGCGUCGUUAUCUCCUGAUGCGCAGCUCAGCCUGGUGUUCUGCCUCCCCUACUCCUGUGACCCUUCAGCUUAGUUUUCAGAAGAUGCACUAACCUGUGAUUGCUGCUGUCGCUCCAUUUAUUCAUCCUAGCCCUAUUUCAUGGUCAUUUCUUGGUGUCUUUGUCCUUCAUUGCCUUCCCUGACAGCUCCAUCCUAGACAUGGUAGCAGGCACAAUCCAGUUUAGGAACUGUUUGUGGUUCAAAGUGCACUAGCAAGGGAUAGACGAGGAUUUCAGUAAUCCUUGUGCCUUAGAGGCGGGGCUGUGAAGGCAGGGUUGUUUACAGGCCGCCUCUCCUAUGCCAAUCAGUAGACAACAUUGUUGGAGUAUGGGCCUGAGCCGGCAUCAUCAUGGAGACCAUGGAAUUCUGGAAAGGGCAAUCAGAGUGAUACUGUGGACACAGCUCUUCGUCUAUCCUACCCCUAUGACUGGGCUGGGAGUGGAGAACUCCUUCCCUCAAGUUGCCAAUGGAAAAUUCUAGGCUUUCAGGUCUGUUCUGCUAACGCCAGUUAUCUUAAAACCGGGUCAGUAAAGUGAAGUAAAUGUUAGGUGGUAUUGGUCACCGCAUGCCACUGUGCAGCAAUUGGUUAAAUCCUUUAAGAGGUUUUAAAAGCUAACAAGAACAUGGUCCUCAAUGCCUACGUGACUUCAUGUAGCUGGAUGUUAGGCAAACCAGACAUCUGAUCAUUGAAUGGGGGAUCUGACCCCAGCUCCCGCGGCUGAAGGUGGGCGUGCUAGAUUGCGUUAUUGCUCAAGACAUUUUCUGCCCCUCCCUGGAGAGACUUACAUUUACCUAAUCAAUGACCCUCGGGUUGGCCAUGUGUUUUUUAGAACCCCCUUUCUUGUGGAAAAUUACAUAACUCUGCCCUGUUGUACCUCAGAGUGAUUAUGUGCCUGGCCCUGGUCCGUGAAUGUAGGUGGGCAUGAUGUGAGUGAUUUUGAACUGGAGCUGUGAGAGCCAGCUUGUGACUCCCUAUCUGUCCCUUUCCCCUCUGCCACAAAACCAGCCAUGGUCAGGGAAGACGAGGCACUUCUGUCUGCCUGGGUCCUGGAGUGUAGAUGACAUGGAGCAGAGAUAGUCGACCCAUAACGGACAAGUAAUGUGAGCAAGGAUUAAACCUCAGAUUUUAUAAACCCCUGGGACUUUGGGGUCAUUGUUGUAGCCUGUUCUGACCUAUACAGUCUAUCAUGAUAGGGAGCCAGAUGCCUUAUGAGCAUUCUAGAAAUGUCCCAGACUCUCUGCGCAGAUUGCGAGAUCCUAUCUUUGUUCCUGAGGGCUUAGAAACCGGUCUGCUGCUUUCCCUUCCUCUGCUCUGUGGAGGAGUAUAUUUCUCUGGCUCCCUGCUUUGGCCGGUGCAUGGUGAGUGGACUUGACCUAUGGCACACUUAAGCGAGGCUGUAAAUGUAUCUGCAUAUUUUGAUUCUUGUAAUGUUGCCAUCCAGCAAAAGAGCAUGCCCAGGUGGCCGUUCUGCAACCUGACGGGAAAGGGAUGUAUGUGCGGUGACCGGAUUCUGACCCUCAGUCUGGAGCUGAACCCAAGCUGAGCUGUAGCUGUCCACAGACCAGCGACCAAGAAAUGCAUGCUGUUACUAAAUUCUGGAGCCAGCCCUGCAAGCACACCAGGCCCUUUAGCAAGAACCUAGACCAGCGGUCACCAACCUUUCAAACCACAUGGACCACCGCUUGGUAACCGCUGUCCUAGAGCAAAUAUGUCAAACUCACAGCCCAUGGGCCACAUGCGGCCCACAACUAAUAUUUUUGUGGCCCAUCCAACAUAACGGUUUGACUUGCACUGAACGGGGCCUACAGUCCAGGAUGGUUUGUUCUCGGGACCAGACCUGACCAGAAGUUGACCUCAUGAGCACAUCCGCCUCGCCCGCGGCCAUGCUCCUCCGGAGGCUGAGGCGGCUCUCCUGGGGCAGCACAGCUGUCCAGCUCUUCAUCUUGACCGUGGUGACGUUCGGCCUGCUGGCCCCCCUGGCCUGUCACCGGCUUCUACACUCUUACUUCUACCUUCGCCAUUGGCAUCUGAACCAGAUGAGCCAAGAUUACCUGCAACAGAGCUUGAAAGAGGGUGAAGCUGCCCUCCACUACUUUGAGGAGCUGCCCUCCGCCAACGGCUCAGUGCCCAUCGUCUGGCAGGCCACCCCCCGGCCCUGGCUGGUCAUCACCAUCGUCACCGUGGACAGGCAGCCUGGCUUCCACUAUGUCUUGCAGGUGGUGUCCCAGUUCCACCGGCUGCUUCAACAGUGCGGCCCCCAGUGCGAGGGGCACCAGCUCUUCCUGUGCAACGUGGAGCGCAGUGUGAGCCAUGUGGAUGCCAAGCUGCUGUCCAAGUACGUGCCCGUGGCCAACCGCUACGAGGGCACUGAGGACGAUUACGGCGACGACCCUUCGACCAACUCGUUUGAGAAAGAGAAGCAGGACUAUGUCUAUUGCCUGGAGUCCUCCCUGCAGACCUACAACCCGGACUACGUCCUGAUGGUGGAAGACGACGCCAUUCCAGAAGAGCAGAUCUUCCCCGUCUUGGAGCACCUCCUGCGGGCUCGCUUCUCCGAGUCCCACCUCAGAGAUGCCCUUUAUCUAAAGCUCUAUCACCCCGAGAGGCUCCAGCACUACAUCAACCCAGAGCCCAUGCGGAUCCUGGAGUGGAUCGGCGUGGGCAUGGUGCUGGGGCCCAUACUAACCUGGAUAUACAUGCGGUUUGCCAGCCGCCCGGGCUUCAGUUGGCCCGUCCUGCUCUUCUUCUCCCUGUACAGCAUGGGUCUGGUGGAACUGGUGGGCAGGCACUAUUUCCUGGAACUGCGGCGGCUGAGCCCUUCCCUGUACAGUGUGGUCCCUGCUUCGCAGUGUUGCACCCCAGCCAUGCUCUUCCCUGCCCCUGCGGCCCGCCGGACCCUCACCUACCUGUCCCAGGUGUACUGCCACCAGGGCUUUGGCAAGGACAUGGCCCUGUACUCACUGUUGAGGGCCAAGGGGGAGCGGGCCUAUGUGGUGGAACCCAACCUUGUGAAACACAUCGGGCUCUUCUCCAGCCUGCGGUACAACUUUCACCCCAGUCUGCUCUAGUGGGCCAAGAAAUGCUUUCCUGGAAUCGGCUGCUUCUUGGAGAUUCAAAUACUGAGCUCUUUAUUUAGACACGGUCGCUUGCAGAUACUUCGUUGUUUAACGUUGCUGAGGAUAGAGGCACUGGGACAGCAGAGGAAAAGACCAGUCAAGAACCUUGGCAGGAGCAGCAGUUGGCCACAGAUCCGGACCUCUGUCCCUCCACACAGCCACACUGCCUCAUGCAGUCUGACCCACCCAAUGAGGGGGCGUUAAAAUACCGGUUACAUUCUCCAGUUGUUUUCAGCUCUGCUUCGUGAUAGAGACUGAGACUGCCACAAAUACCGUGCACAGUGAUAUGACUGUUUAAGGAUGUUAAGGGUAGAACUUAGUGAAAGGUGAGAUCCCUUUGGAUUGAUUUCUUUCUCACUGGGCAUGAGAAUGGAUGUAUUCAGAAUGUAUGUCUAAACAGGCAGGACCACGUGGAUAGAUUCUGCUUGUUUCCUUGUCCUGAUGUAAUGAAAGCCAAUAAAAGCUGUGCAGUGCUGGCAGCGUGGAGGCAGGUGACCUGGCAUCCGUUACCUGCCUUUUUCUUCUCCGCACUGCAGUGCACGGAUAAUCAGUAUUGUUAGUGAGAACUUUAAGGCACAGCAGAUUUUGAAAGCACCUUAUGGAUCAUCAAAGUCAGAUUGCUUAUGUUUAUUAGAGACUUAAUAUUGCAGAUUUCUGUCUCAUUCUGAUUAUUUGGAAAUUGGGCAUUGCAGAAUGCUAUUGAAUGGGUGAGCUCUUUACUAACUGCAUAUCCCUUUCCCUAACUUUUCUGGCUAACCCGUCCCCCUCAUUUCUUUUUCUUCUAGGUAGCAUGAGAAAACAUGGACUGUGAAGUCAGAAGAUGCUGCAUUUUUUUUUUUUUUCAGAUUUCUCUUAUGUCCUGGUGGUGUGAACUUGGCCAAGUUAUAACCACUCUGAGUCUCAGUAUCUUCACCUGUAAAAUGAGGACAGUGGUACCUACCUUUUAAAGUUGCCUUGAGACUGUAUGUAAGACACCUUAUAAGUGCUUAGCCCAGAGAGGGCACAGGGUAAAUUCUAGUUCUUUUCUCCCCUGUAGUAAGUAUAUAAAACUCAAGUGUAUUUGGAGGGAACGCAGCUUGGCCCCACCUCCAACCAAGGUAAUUUUUCAUUCAUACUAGAAGUGAUCUGAGACACCUCUUGAACUUAUUCCAGGACUAUCAUCUGAAAAUUACUUUUCUCGAGAAUUACAAGUAAAUGGCCUUGGAUGAUAGUUAUGGAACCGGAGGACAACAUGUCCCUUCCUGAGGACAGAUGGUUACAUGAGAGUUCACGCAGUUGUCCAGUCUGUUUCAGUGCCACAUCUUCUGUUUGCGUUUACAUUUCCACAGGGAGUUUCCAUGUGGGGAUCCCCUUAAGAACAGGGAGGAGGUAUACAGGGAUGGGGGUGGAGGUGGCAGUGGGUUCACCACCACACAUUACAAAUGAACAAACUGAGACCCAGAGAUGUUGAACAACUUCUCCAGGUUCACACAGCUGAGCAGGACUGAAACAUAGCUCUUCUGACUUCCGGCCCCUCUGGUUAAUCCCAUCCAUGUUAUAGAUAUCUAUGUAGUCCAAUUCUCUUCUGUAAAAUAUGAUUGUAACCUGGACUGAAUAAUAUCUCUGUAAACUAAGAUGGUAGAAACUCAUUGUCAUGUGGACCUUGGGGAACAAACAGGUAUCAGUGUGUGUUGUGUUGUUAUAGUGACCUGUUAUGUAUCUCCCAGGAAUAUCCAAAGUGAUCAGAGCUACUAGAUGACUUAUUCAAGAUGUUUGGAUUCCACACCUUCAUUCCUCCUCUCCCAGCAACUGGUCUACUCCCCUGUUUGAAAACAGAAUCGGCCUCAUGUUUGAGAAUAGAACCACCCUCAACCUAUGGACCUCAUGAGAGUUUAUUGCAUUUAAUGAUUGGAUUGCCUCAUGAAAAUUUAUUUGUCCAGUGGGAGAAGAGCCACAUCUAAGCUAGAAAGGCUCAAGACGGAACCAUUGCUGGUUUACAUUUCUGCUGUUUCUAAUUCAGAUGUCUACCACAUGCAGACACUCCCUCCCCUGACUGUCAUUCUGGAUGGCCAUGGCCAUCUUUGCCUUGUCUAAAUUCUCUGCCUAUACACCAAGAACCUCCUCCCAUUGAGCUUAACUAGAGUCUGCCACCCUUGGACAUUUUCUGCAGCUCAGUGCUGCCCUUUUAUCUCUACCCACUUCUAGAUUUUCUUCCCUUUUGUCCCUCAUUCCUAGAACCCAGUUUUUGUAUAUUGUCCUUGAUUAGGACAGCUAACAGCUUCACACCAAAGCUGAAGUCUCUCAUUUAAUCCUAAACAAGGGGGUUAGAGGAGAACCCAACUCCCCUUCUCAUAUCAAGGGACAUAGGUUAACAGUUCAGUGAAGGUCUCUUAACAGUCCUCAUCUUUCAGAGUUUAAAUUAUAAUCAGGCCUAAGAAGCUCUCAUUUGUGACAGUGUAUUUGUGUAGACAUAUUAGUUAAAAUAAAAGCAUCCAUUCCACUGAGGUAUCCUGAGAA
Molecule: messenger RNA, 6147 nt
Organism: Myotis daubentonii (Daubenton's bat)
Lineage: Eukaryota; Metazoa; Chordata; Mammalia; Chiroptera; Vespertilionidae
Gene: PGAP4
Product: post-GPI attachment to proteins GalNAc transferase 4
Biological process (GO): GPI anchor biosynthetic process
Cellular component (GO): Golgi membrane
Molecular function (GO): glycosyltransferase activity
Source: RefSeq, a predicted model, not a curated record